This is a messenger RNA of Stegastes partitus (bicolor damselfish), 1711 nucleotides long. It is a transcript of the gene maip1, whose product is annotated as matrix AAA peptidase interacting protein 1. Lineage: Eukaryota; Metazoa; Chordata; Actinopteri; Pomacentridae. Gene Ontology annotation, molecular function: ribosome binding. Bases 9 to 752 code for a protein of 247 amino acids. The record is from RefSeq and is a predicted model, not a curated record. The transcript has 5 exons. Gene Ontology annotation, cellular component: mitochondrial inner membrane. Gene Ontology annotation, biological process: protein insertion into mitochondrial inner membrane from matrix.
CAAAAAAGAUGGCGCUGCCCGUGUUAAGAGGUUGUUAUAGGUUGCCAUCAACAUUGAGCUUCACUCGCUUGUUAUUAAAUGAAAGUCGCGUCCUGAACCGGUCCGGUAGAAUGCGGUUGUCUCCCUCCUCCCCCGCCGCCUCUGUGGCACGAGCGGUCCGUCCGUACAGCUCCGAGCAGGGCGGGACCAAAGAGAAGAUCGAGGGGACUGACUUCUACAACAUCAUCUUCUGGUUCCGCAGCAAGAUCAACUGCGUUCUGAUCACAGUUUUCUUCGACCAAGAGUUCAGCGUCAAAAAAUUCUCAGAGGGAGCGAAGCAGGCCUUCUGGCGUGUUUCCAAUCUGCUGUCUCAGUCCCAGUUUGAAUCUCUGGAGGGGCUCGUAGCUAAAGAUAUGAUUGGAGAGCUGGAGGAAAAAUGCAACUCAUUGUCAACUGAGUGCAAGAAAGCCCUCUCUGUUGAUCCUGAUCAGAUCAUCUACAUGAUGGCCAGAGAUGUGUCGCUCUUCUUUGACAAAGACGGGAGAACGUUUGUCUGCAUUCUGAUGCGUUUCUGGUACCUGACAACCGCACAAGUUCCCGAUGAGUGCGUGCAGGUGACUUUUACCAAUUCGACGGUCAAUGGAGGUGGAGAAGGCAAACCAGAAACUAAAAGACUUCUAUCUGCAUUUUAUGAAUUCCAAAGGGAGUUUACUAGAGGAGUGCCUCCAGACUGGACCAUUACGAGGAUAGAUUACGUGCAUUUUUUUGAUUAAGGCGGUUUUGAUUUAAGGCAGAUGUCCCAGUGGAAAACUAGUCACAGACGUGAAAUUCCCCUCAGUAUUAUGCUUUCAUUAAAUUGAGCGAAAGCGGCUCAACUUUGUCCACAGAGGGGAAUCGAGGCACAGCUUUUCACUGAGAAGUCUGAGGAAGGCACCGGGAUGAAGUUGGAUUUAUUCACCGCAGACAGACGCAAGAGCCAAACACAACAGCGCUGAUGCUGCCUGUAACAGUGUUGCUGAUUUUUCUUCUUCACUCUCUUAUAUUGUAGAAACCAGUGAUUAGAACUUGGCAAGUCCAUGAACUCUUGCUCUGGAAGAGUUGGCUAAUUUCAGGAACGGGGCCAGAGAAAUAGAAAAUGAUUUUCAAUUAACCACCUUGCUUAAUUUAGCUCUUCUGUAGUACCAGAGGGGAGGGGUUCUGAUCGACCUGAUGCAACACGUUUGUCCCAGCGAAUACUGAAGAUUGUUUGCUGACAAUAUCUGACCCAAGUCCGAUGAUGUGACUCAAAUGGUUAAAAUCUGCAAUGAGUUUUGUUGUUUUUUUAAAAAUCAGUCUUGGAUUUUAUGAAGAAUGUGUUGUAAGUUACCAACAGGUUCAAAUAUGAAAUCAUUCACUGAGAAGAAAAAAAAAAAAGAAACUCUUGUUUUAUGUGGCACUUCACGUAGAAACUCACAUCUUCUGUGUUUCAGAGAAGACUGAGCAGGGAAAUCAUGUUUUGUGGAACUGUGUACUAUAAAGAUCUUACAUUUCAGUGCACCAGUUGUUGUUUUGUUUUUUUUCUACACACAAAAAAUUUGUCUUCCUCCCCAUGCAAAAAUAUUUGACCUGUUGCAGUUGCGAGACUUUGGACUACUCUACAUGCCUGUGUGUACAUGUGUUUGUGAUUGUUGAGGCAGCUUCGUGGAGCUGCAGCAGACAUUUGACUGUUUUAUUAAAGAUUUGAGAACUCAAA